Triplophysa dalaica is the source of this 5839-nucleotide messenger RNA. RefSeq names its product toll-like receptor 9 (gene tlr9). Gene Ontology annotation, molecular function: protein binding; pattern recognition receptor activity. Gene Ontology annotation, biological process: positive regulation of interleukin-6 production; toll-like receptor signaling pathway; defense response to virus. Lineage: Eukaryota; Metazoa; Chordata; Actinopteri; Cypriniformes; Nemacheilidae. Gene Ontology annotation, cellular component: plasma membrane. The record is from RefSeq and is a predicted model, not a curated record.
GUGACUGCUGUUCGGUUACUGCAGACUUUCACUUCCAUGAAAAGGUGCGCAUGGUUAAAAUAUUCAUUCUUAUAAUUUUUUCUGAUUCCUUCUUUUGAGUUUAAAAGAUAUUAAGUGUUGUGAAGUUGUAUGAUUUGGAUUGAAGACAUUGAGGUAAGUGAUUUUUUGUGUUUAAAAUGUGUUAGGAAAUCGUUCACAGCACGAGUCUGUUUAAUUCACACAUUAAUAGUAGUAGUCCUUAUAGUAGUAUUUCCCAGGUAACAUUACAUUUUCUGUUGAGGAUUAGACUGAAAGAUAAAUUCCUCCAUAAAGUAUCUUAAAUGUAUUAUCAUCUAUUAAAAAUGUAAUCAGAUGGUUUUAGUCCCUGCAGUGUACGCCAUUAACCUGCCUGACAGUGUUUUCUGAUGCUCUUGUUCUUAUGUGUCUAGGCCAUGUUUGAACACAAGAUGUUCCUGAUCCUCAUUCUGAAUCAGUUCCACAUCUUCACAUCUUCACAUCUGGAAUUCUAUCCGUGUGAAAAUCACAUUACUAACAAUGGACUCAUAAAUGUCAACUGCCAGCACAGACAUCUGGCUAACAUUCCUCAGUUCAAAUCCUUGGUAAUUUCCCUCAAUAUGAAUGGAAACCACAUACACCAAGUUAAAAGUGAUGCAUUUUCUGGCGUACCCAAUCUGAAGCAUCUCACUUUGAUGUGGAACUGUGUACCUGAUGUUUUUCAAGAGAAGAGACGGCCAUCUUGCAACCUGAAGAUUGACCCUGAUGCGUUCGUGGGACUUGAGAAAUUAACCUCCCUCCAUUUAGCAGGAAACAGUCUGAAGACCAUUCCUCCUCUUCCCAAACAGCUUGCAGUCUUGGGACUUGAGUUUAACAACAUUUUCCAUAUCGACCAACCUCUCGGUACACCCCGCCUAAAAGAACUGCUGCUAAACAAGAACUGUUUCUAUGCCAACCCAUGUUACCGAUCUUACUUCAUCCACCCACGGGUGUUUCAAGAUCUUCCUGAGCUUUUAAAUCUUACCCUUAGUAACAACAACGUGACACUUGUUCCCCCACACCUCCCUCGUUCACUGGAAAGCCUAGACUUGGGAGAGAACAAGAUCACCGCUAUUAGUAAAGAGUCCUUUGUUAAUCUCACGCGCUUGCGUCAACUUAACCUGGGGUGGAACUGCCAAAGGUGCGAUCACGCUUCUGAGCCCUGUUUCCCGUGUCCGAACAACCAAUCCCUGGAUCUGCAUCAGGGGGCUUUUUCAGAUCAGAGAGACUCUUUGAUAAGUCUGAGUCUGAGAGGCAACUCAAUUCGGACUCUUCCUCAGAACCUCUUCGCCCAGCUGCACAAGCUCCGGGAGCUGGAUCUAUCUGACAAUUUCUUAGCCUACGCCAUACAGAAUGGCACCUUUUACGAGGAGCUCCAGAGUGUGGAGUCACUCACUCUUCUUUACAACUAUGAGCCCUUGAACACCUUCUCUGAAUUGAUCCUCUCACCAUCCAUUGAGAAGAUGACAGCUCUAAGAAAGUUGUUUCUGAGCGGGUUCUUCUUCAAAGAGCUAUCGAACCACAGUCUUGCACCUCUGUCAAAACUUCCAAGACUCAAGUCCCUGGAGUUACGCAUGAACUUCAUCUGCUCUGUUAACAUGAGUGCAUUAAGUCAGUUGAGAUCAUUAAGAUGGGUGGGACUUUCCCAAAACACGCUUGCAUUCAAUCCGUGCAUUUCGUUUUGCACGUCCAAAGCUAUACCAAAAUACCUAUCCCACAGAGGAGGCUGGAACACUGAAGACCUUGGUGUACCGAACAGAGAAGUGUUGUUGAACUCUGUCCAGGGGUCCGAAAGGGAUGACUGUCCUUUAUAUUAUUCUUUGUGGCGUUUCAAAAAGCAGAUUUGCUGGAAAAACCUGACGUUUGAUUUGUCUCAAAACAGCAUCCCGUGGCUGAAUGAGAGUAUUUUUACAGGCAUGGAAAAGGCUGUGUGCAUAGAUCUGUCCUACAACUACAUCAGUCAAACUUUAAAUGGUCAGCAGUUCUCACGGCUUAGAAAAUUGGCAUACCUUAAUAUGGCACACAACCGCAUUGACCUGUACUCUGACAAAGCCUUCCAGGAGAUAAGUGACACCCUUCAAGCUCUUGACCUCAGCAAUAACGAAUUCCAUUUUGUAAUGAAGGGAAUGGGACAUAGCUUCACGUUUCUAUCUCACUUGUCUUCUCUUCAAAUGCUGAGCCUAGCAAACAAUCACAUUGGUCUCCGAAUCUCUACCACUCUUACUAGCACUUCCCUAAAGUAUCUUGUUUUCUCUGGAAAUCAUUUGGACAUAAUGUGGGACUCUAGACGUGACGGGUAUUUGCGUUUUUUCCAGGGUCUUACUAAGCUCACGCACUUGGACAUCUCUGAAAACCAUCUCAAAUCAUUUUCCCCUAAGGCUUUUGUUAAUUUGCCUCUGACGCUGCGGGUGCUGCGUGUGGAUUCCAACAUGCUAAGUUACUUCCCCUGGGGAAACAUUUCAGUUCUCAAAGACCUCUGCUACCUGAAUCUGAGUGGAAACAUGCUGUCUUUCUUACCCAAUAACCAUCUCGAGCUCAAUCUCAUAAGCCUGGACCUAAGUCACAAUCGACUUACUUUGAUACCCAAGAAAUUUUUCAGUCGUGCCAAAUACCUCAAAAACCUAAUGCUCGACCACAACCAGCUGAAAUUUCUUGACGUGCAUGCCCUUCCCUGGUCAUUCCGCAAAGGUAGUACCAUCUGUGCUUCUGGGCAGCACCAAAACGCUUCCUGCAAACUUGUGCUGCAUGCCAAUCCUUUUGCUUGUAGCUGCAUUACAUCUGAGUUUGCCAAAUUCCUAAGAGAAACCGAACUGAACGUCCCACAGCUCACCACGAACAUUCACUGUGCUUAUCCGCAGUCGCUAGUUGGCGUGAAUGUCCUCUCCAUAGAUCUACGCUCCUGCCAGGAGAUAUUUGGGAGCGUCGCUUUCCUGUGCACUUCGCUGUUGACAUUGGCGGCGACCGUCGUUCCCCUCAUGAAGCAUCUCUAUGGUUGGGACCUGUGGUACUUCGUCCAGAUUUUGUGGACCGGACACAAGGGACACACACCAGAUAAUGGUCACACGUCAGACAGCCACUAUGAUGCGUUUGUGGUUUUUGAUACAAGUAACAAGGCAGUCAGAGAAUGGAUCUACAAGGAGAUGAUCGAGAGACUGGAGAACAGGGGGAGAUGGCACUUCCGACUUUGUCUGGAGGAACGCGACUGGUUGCCCGGAGUCUCGUGCAUAGAGAAUCUCCACAAGGCAGUUUACAACAGCCGGAAGACGGUGUUUGUGCUGACCAGCCCCGGUGGCUACUCUGAAGCGAGUGGAGUGGUGAAACAAGCCUUCCUCCUGGUUCAGCAGAGGCUUCUAGACGAGAAGGUGGAUGUUACCGUUCUGGUUCUGCUGGACCUUCUCUUUCCUAAAUUCAAAUACCUUCAAAUGAGAAAAUGGCUCUGUAGAAAGUCCGUUCUGUCCUGGCCCAGGAACCCACGAGCACAGCCUCUCUUCUGGAACAAUUUAAGUGUCGCUCUUCUCUCUGACAACGUGAGCGAAUACAACAAGAACGUCACAGAGAGCUUCCUCUGAAAGCCCAAAAAUGACUCUGUCUUCUGUCUUGGAUUUACAGUAUAUUUGAGUAGAGUUUAAUUGUUCGCAAUCCAACGAACGACAUGAUUGUUUCAGUUUUUGAAAAUGUCAAUCAGAAAAGGAGAAAAUCUUUGCAUCAAUUAUCUGCCAAAAGUAAGGAAACAGGAAAUUUGAUGGAAGUUUGAAGGAAGUUUGGUGUCUGAUAGUGAUCGCUUGUUUCUGAACAUUUGUAACUGUUCAGUAUGCAAUAUUGUUAAAUAACUUCAUCCACAUGAAGGGAUGGUUAGCUAUCAACAGGAUCAAUUAUUGCCACAGUGUUACGCUUCAUUUACUUCAUUAACCUAUUACAUGGCACCUCCCUUUUUUAGCCUACACAUAAAAAAAUGUGCAGUUGUGACUUAAAUGGUUGUAACUCAUGAAUGCUUUGGAGUAAAGAACUGCGGUUGGUCUCAUUUGAAAGAAGACACUUGGAAGAUUAUUUCUGGUUAUUUAUUUUAUUUUUUUAUUUUAUUUUAUAUUUAAUGCUAUAACUGACUAUAGAAAUAUUAUGGUUAGAUGUUAUUAAAAAUAACAUAAAAAAAUGCAUAUGUCUGGACCUAAAAAUGACAAAAGGUCAAAGUCCCAAGUACCACUUUUUUAUGAAGUUUGAGCUUGAUAGACCAAAUGAUGUUUCUUCUGUGAGUGUUUUAGCUGCAGUACCACAAUAAUCCAAUAGGGGCACGUUUGCUUUUGACCUGACAUUGUAAACCACAUCAGACAUUCUGAAUAUUCUUUUCUUUUUUUUAUUCUUCACAUGAAGAGACAAUGAAAAAUUAGACAGGACUGUAAACAACAUCAUGAAAAAACAUGAAAUGCACAAGAUAUUGUACAGCUCUAAAAAUAUUAUGUUUAGAUUUGAUUUAAAAAAACAUAAAAUCUUAAUGUUUCGGCCCUAAAAUGUCAAAAUGUCGAAGUCCCAAAUGGAUCUUUUAGGCGCUGUACCACAAAAAUAAUAGGGGCAAUCUUUGCUUUUGAACUAACAUUGAACACCACAGCAGACAUUGAGAUUCUUCUUUAUCAAUUUUUUCAAAAUUCUUCACAAGAAGAGACAAUGAAAAAUUAGUCAGGACAGUCAAAUAUUGAAGUAAAUGUAAGCGUUCCACUGGCGGAAAAAUGUCCUGUAGCAGGACAUACAUUUUUUGAAGCGCACUCUAGCCAUUUAUAAAUAGAUUACUCAUUAUACAGUUUUUAUAUUAUAAAAAAGAGAUGACAUAUGUGACCCUGGACAACAAAACCAGUCGUAAGUCGCACGGGUAUAUUUCUGACAAAAGACGAAAAUACAUUGUUAGGGUCAAAAUGAUCAAUUUUUAUUUUAUGUCAAAAAUCGUUAGUAUAUUAAGUAAAGAUCAUGUUCCAUGAAGAUAUUUUGUAAAUUUCCUACCCUAAAUAUGUCAAAACUUUAUUUUUGUGAGUCGAUCCCUUAAUAUCGCGAACAAAAAAUGGUCAGAAACAUGCCUACAAACUUAACUCGCUGCUGUCCGCUCUAUGAAAACUACCCAUUCAAGUUUGCUAUCUAUGUAAAGUUAAGAGAUUCCGCUUUCAAGUUAAUCUACUCUCUUCUAUGUCAUUACAAGGGUAAGCCAAUAGAGAGUGUUAAAACAAACCUGUUUCCUCUUAGCAACGGCCUGCUAUAGCGUCUCACGUGCGCAGCGUACACAAUCCGUCAUGAUCGCGCUUCAAAACAUGGAUUCUGAUGGAAGCGCGUUUGCUCAAUCUAAACGCUAAUGACAGCUAUAAUUUAACAAACCUAGUAAAUGAUUGUUUCGCAAAUCAUUGGGAAGAUAAUACAGAAUGUCCAGAGACCGGCUUGACAUAAGAGGAUGCCCCGGAAGACGACGAAUUCAAUCAAUGUUUAGAUCGCUUCGACUCCGUGACAUGAAGGAAUACAAAGUGUUCACUGCGAACACAGAAUUCAACCCGCUUGAGUGGGAAAAUUCUUCAAAGUUCAGGUCAGUUAGUCACAAACGUUCUUAAAUGCCUUCUUUACAAAGUAGUGGUUUUCAUGAGUUGUUUAUGUCAAAGUUAUGCCAAUUUUGCUCUGACAAAAUGUAAACAAAACAUCAUCUUAGCAUGUAGAUCUGCCUCUGUUAAUGAUGAUUCGUUGCCAGCUCAAGUGUAAAAUUUUAUAUGUUCCUGGAGAAUUAUUUUUAUGAAAUUUUGUGUGUAUAAAGUUGAAGCUGUGGUAAAUCAAUGGUGUA